AUGUCGUGGCUUUUGCAGAAAAUCGUCCAUAAUGAGGCGAUGAAAAGUGACCCUAAGGAGAUUUAUGGCUGGAGAGUCUACAUGCUGGCUUGUUCUGCGUGCUGUGGAGGAAUGUUAUUUGGUAUGGAUUCUGGGAUUAUCGGCGGUGUCCUAACCAUGCCGCCAUUUGAGCAGACAUAUGGUUUGGAGUCUCUUGAUGAUGUAGCCCAAGCAAAUCUAUCCGCCAAUAUCGUCUCCACGCUCCAAGCCGGCUGCUUCUUUGGAGCUCUGCUAGCCUCUCCCGCGGCAGACAAAUGGGGUAGACGACUAUCCUUGAUAGGGUCAGCUGUGAUUGGAAUUUUUGGUGUUAUAAUGCAAGCGUCGGCAAGCGGGCAUUUGCCAGCAAUGUAUAUUGGACGGCUGAUCACCGGCUUCGGAGUUGGUGCUGCAUCAAUGAUCAAUCCUCUCUACGUUUCUGAGAACGCACCUCGUGCAAUUCGCGGCGGCCUUACAGGUCUCUACCAAUUCUUCAUCACAAUGGGCAUCAUGCUAGCAUUCUGGAUCAACUAUGGCGCCUUGCUUCAUCUGUCUGGAUCGACUAUGUAUCUUGUUCCAAUUGCAAUGCAGGGUCUUCCUGCUGUACUUCUUUUCGGGGGUAUGAUGCUAUGUAACGAGUCUCCGCGAUGGCUUGCCAAGCAGGAUAGAUGGGAAGAGGCCCGCUCCACGUUAAGUAAGGUUCGUGCGUUACCCGCCGAUCACCCUUAUCUUGAAGAGGAAUUCCAAGCCAUUGCCCAACAGCUAGAACAAGAACGAUCAUUGGUUGGAGGUUCUGGAUUCUGGGACCUUAUGAAGGAAAUGUGGCUUAUUCAUGGUAAUCGGAAACGAGCCAUGAUCUCCAUAUUCUUGAUGGUUUGCCAACAGAUGACGGGCACCAAUGCUAUUAACUAUUACAGCCCACAAAUUUUCAAAAACCUAGGAGUAACCGGAAACGCAACAAAUCUCUUUGCAACAGGUGUCUACGGUAUUGUUAAAAUGAUCAGCUGCGGCGUUUUCCUUGUUUUUGUUGCCGAUUCCCUAGGUCGCCGACGCUCGCUUUUGUGGACAUCAGUGGCACAAGGUCUUGCAAUGAUGUACAUCGGACUAUACAUCCGCAUCGCUCCGCCAGUUGAAGGUGCUCCCGUGAUUCCAGCAGGCUAUGUUGCCCUCGUGUGUAUUUUUCUCUUCGCAGCCUUUUUUCAGUUUGGAUGGGGUCCCGUCUGUUGGAUAUACGUCUCGGAGAUCCCCACUGCGAGGUUACGUUCCUUGAAUGUUGCUUUUGGUGCAGCGACGCAGUGGCUCUUCAAUUUUGUGGUAGCAAGAGCCGUUCCAAACAUGCUAGCUAGUGUUGGUGCAAAUGGAUACGGCACGUAUAUCAUUUUCUCAUGUUUCUGCUUUUCCAUGGGCGUAUUUGUAUGGUUUUUCAUUCCAGAGACCAAAGGCCUGUCUCUAGAAAAGAUGGAUGAUCUCUUCGGUGUCACCAAUCUGGUACAGAAGAUCGGGCAGAACCAGGGUGUAGAUGCUUUAGACAAAGCUGAUGCAUCUCAUAUUGAGCGGGCAGUGACUUGA
Molecule: messenger RNA, 1584 nt
Organism: Penicillium malachiteum
Lineage: Eukaryota; Fungi; Ascomycota; Eurotiomycetes; Eurotiales; Aspergillaceae
Product: sugar porter family MFS transporter
Exons: 8
Coding region: 1-1584 (527 amino acids)
Biological process (GO): carbohydrate transport; transmembrane transport
Cellular component (GO): membrane
Molecular function (GO): carbohydrate:proton symporter activity
Source: RefSeq, a predicted model, not a curated record